AAUCAUAAUUGAGUGCUCGUGUCGUUUAUACUGACUCUUUAUUACGUAACGUAAUGUAUUUAUUUCAUUAAACUGAUGUUAGACGGGCCUGUGGUAUACUUUAAUUCCAGUGUAUUUAUUCCUUAUUAUUUCAAACACUUGUGUUCAGGGCGGGAUGGUGCUAAAUAUUUAGUUUAUUUCUUCUCAUUCUACCGAAUAAUACAUCGCGUUAUUGUGUUAGAAAAUCACAGUCGAUCUACUUUCAGUUUUGCUCGGUUCGGUGUCAGAAUAAUCCCUCCGGACACUACGGUCCAUACGGUGAAUCUACAGACGUCAUGCAGAGUACUGCAAACUACCUGUGGCUGAUGUCAGACCUGCUUGGUCAGGGAGCCACAGCAAAUGUUUACCGCGGUAGACACAAGAAAACAGGUGAUCUUUAUGCCGUCAAAGUCUUCAAUAAUCUGAGUUUCCUGCGUCCACUGGACGUCCAGAUGAGGGAGUUUGAGGUGUUAAAAAAGUUAAACCACAAAAACAUUGUAAAGCUCUUCGCUGUGGAGGAGGAGUCAAACACACGUCAUAAAGUGUUGGUGAUGGAGUAUUGUCCCUGUGGCAGUUUAUAUACGGUGCUGGAGGAACCCACAAAUGCUUACGGCCUCCCAGAGGACGAGUUCCUUAUAGUUCUGCAGGAUGUUGUGGCUGGAAUGAAUCACCUCCGCGAAUACGGAAUCGUCCAUCGAGACAUCAAACCGGGAAACAUCAUGCGUGUGAUCGGAGAGGACGGACGGUCCGUCUAUAAACUGACUGACUUCGGAGCCGCACGUGAGCUUGAAGACGACGAGCAGUUUGUGUCGCUCUAUGGCACUGAGGAGUAUCUGCAUCCUGACAUGUAUGAGCGAGCUGUGUUGAGAAAAGAUCAUCAGAAGAAAUAUGGAGCUACAGUGGAUCUGUGGAGUAUUGGAGUGACGUUCUACCACGCGGCCACAGGCAGUCUGCCGUUUCGACCUUUCGAAGGACCUCGCAGAAACAAAGAAGUCAUGUAUAAGAUCAUCACUGAGAAACCUUCAGGUGCCAUCUCAGGCCAUCAGAAGUUUGAGAAUGGAAAGAUCGAGUGGAGCACAGAUAUGCCCGUUUCCUGCAGUGUCUCAAAAGGUCUUCAGAGUCUCCUCACUCCAGUGUUGGCCAACAUCCUAGAAGCAGACCAGGAGAAGUGUUGGGGCUUCGAUCAGUUCUUUGCUGAAACCAGUGAUAUUUUACAUCGGGUGGUGGUUUAUGUGUUUAGUCUGCAGCAAGCAACUCUUCACCACAUCUACAUCCACACAUACAACACUGCAAACCUGUUUCAAGAGCUUCUCUUCAGACGGACCAAUAUAACUCCAUCACAUCAGGAUUUCCUCUACGAGGGGCAACGGCUUAUUCUCGACCCAAACCGUCAAGCACAGAUCUUCCCCAAGACCAGCAGAGACAAUCCCAUCAUGCUUCUCAGCAGAGACCCGGUCAACACCGUCGGAUUGCUCUUUGAAGAUCUUUCACCCGAUGAUGAUGGUGGUUCUAUGUUUGCAGCCUGCCCACCUAAAGUUCAGCCCCGAUAUGAUCUGGAUUUAGAUGCCAGCUAUGCCAAGACAUUUGCAGGUGAUGUGGGAUAUUUGUGGAAGACGUCAGAUUCUCUCCUCCUCUAUCAGGAGCUGGUGAGAAAAGGCGUCCGAGGAUUGAUUGAACUGAUCAGAGGUGAAUACAGCGAGACGGCACACAAGAAGACCCAACUGAUCCACAUGUGUAACUACUGCAGCCAAACGCUGGAGAAAACUGAGCAGCUAUGUGAGGUGCUGAUGCAAGGAAACAUCCUCUCAGCAGAAUAUGAUGAAAUCCGAGACAUGAGGAAAAAGGUGAUCAGGCUGUCCAACUCUAUGACCUCAAUGGAGCAGACACUGCAGGAAAUCAGCGGUAUGUUCGUGCCGGGAGGAACCCUGACAGAUGCGUGGACACAACAAGUGGGAACUCACCCAGAGGACAGAAAUGUGGAGAAGAUCAAAGUUCUGCUGGAUGCCAUCAGCAGCAUCUAUCAGCAGUUUAAAAAAGACAAAGCAGAGAGACGUUUGCCCUAUAAUGAAGAACAGAUCCACAAGUUUGACAAACAAAAGCUGGUUCUUCAUGCCACUAAAGCACGAGCGCUCUUCACAGAUGAAUGUGCAAUGAAAUAUCGUCUUUUCAUCUCUAAGAGUGAAGAAUGGAUGAAGACGGUUCAUCAUGUAAGGAAACAUCUUGUGUCUCUGACGACUCAGUAUGGCAGUAUGGAACAGGAAGUGAAUGUGCUCUUGCAGCGCAUGUUCAAGUUGUUAGAUCAGUUACCUCAGAAGAUCGUACCAAUGACCUCUGGUGGAAUGAAACCACAGACGUAUCUCAGCCCCAGUACACUGGUGGAGAUGACACUGGGGAUGAAGAAACUGAAAGAGGAGAUGGAGGGAGUGGUGAAAGAGUUAGCGGAGAACAACCUGUUUCUGGAGAGAUUUGGCACACUGACUGUUGAUGGAGGAAUCAGGAACGUGGAUCGGAUGUGACCGCACACAUUUGACUGUAGAUCAGAUCUGUGAAUUCUUUAAUCUGUAUAUAUGCAUAGUGUAAAUACACAUGUAAGACUCAUCGUUAAACCUUUCUGUAUUUCAUCCUUAGUUUACUUUGACAUUAUUUGACCAUGAACAAGCUAGAAUUGCUAUGAAGUUUAAGUGGGUUUAUUUUUAAUCCUUUUAUUCAAAUAUGUUCUGUUGUAUUGGUUUAUACGAUGAUGCGUGGGCUUAUGAAGUCUGUGUAAAUCUUUAAAUCGAAUGUGAAUAAAGCUGAUGAUAAAGGCCAAAAACAGCGCUUCAGA
Molecule: messenger RNA, 2842 nt
Organism: Misgurnus anguillicaudatus (oriental weatherfish)
Lineage: Eukaryota; Metazoa; Chordata; Actinopteri; Cypriniformes; Cobitidae
Source: RefSeq, a predicted model, not a curated record